AUGUGGAAAUGCAUUAACGUCUUUAUUCUUCUUUUUCUUCUUGAAAAAUGUGCUUUAACAUAUCAUUUUCUAAUAUCAAGUGAAACAGAAUUAAUACUUGUUCCCUCGGUCGCUUUUCGUUAUCAUUCACCUACUAUGGAAUUAACAGCACUUGCUCAACCUUCAGAUGAUUGGAUACUUUAUGCUCAAGGCUGGCUUUUUCGAGAAAAUCCAUUUCGUUCAAUACUUGCUACAUCUGCUCUUUCAACAGCUGUUGGUGAUGCAGAAGAAAAACGUGUAUCUUAUUUUACAGCAAGUGGCAAACGAAAUACACCAUUAUGUAUUGAGGGUUUGAAACGUGAAAUGUGCGCAAAAACUGAUAAAGAUGGUUUAAUUAUAAAACAAUUUAAACUAUCAAACGAUGAUAUUGAACAAUUUCGUAUUCCAGGUGGAAGUGGAGGAAAAGUAGAAUAUUCAGCAUCAACAUUCGAUAAAACAAUUCAAACAAGAGGUGAAAUUUUUUUAUGUGACGAUAAUGGAAUCUCAAUAAUUAGUGACAUUGAUGAUACAGUUAAAAUAACUGGUGUAACAAGUAUUCGUUCUAUACUUCGAAAUACAUUUUCUGGUGAAUAUAGAGCAGUAUCGGGCAUGUCUGAACGUUAUCGUCAUUAUGAAUCAUUAUAUAAUGCAACAUUUCAUUAUUUAACGGCUUCACCCGAUCAGUUAUAUCCAUUUUUACGUGAAUUUUUUGAACGUGAACAAUUUCCAUUAGGUUCAUAUCAUAUGCGACAUUUUACAUGGUUGGAUUCGAAUUUUUUUCAAUUUUUCUCUUCGAAAUCGUUCAUAAAACAAAAAACAAAAAUUUUAUAUAUGUUUUUUCAAGAAACACGAUCAAGACAAUUUAUAUUAUUUGGUGAUGUUUUUCAAAAAGAUCCAGAAAUUUAUGCAAAUAUUUAUGAAAAAUAUCCCGACAGAAUUCUAAAAAUAUUUAUACGUGUAGCAAAGAAAAACAAAUCCAAUCGAUUAAAUAAAGUAUUUAAAAAUAUACCGAAAAAUAAAUGGGCUACUUUUGUUGAUGGUUAUGAUUUACCUGAAACAAUUUUUUAA
Molecule: messenger RNA, 1086 nt
Organism: Rotaria sordida
Lineage: Eukaryota; Metazoa; Rotifera; Eurotatoria; Philodinida; Philodinidae
Source: the annotation of a GenBank genome assembly